Messenger RNA from Saccharomycopsis crataegensis, 1344 nucleotides. Its product is annotated as ubiquitin-conjugating protein. The transcript has a single exon. Gene Ontology annotation, cellular component: ubiquitin ligase complex; cytosol; cell division site. Bases 1 to 1344 code for a protein of 447 amino acids. NCBI's taxonomy places the organism in Eukaryota, Fungi, Ascomycota, Saccharomycetes, Ascoideales, Saccharomycopsidaceae. Gene Ontology annotation, molecular function: ubiquitin protein ligase activity; protein binding. Gene Ontology annotation, biological process: protein K48-linked ubiquitination; ubiquitin-dependent protein catabolic process. The record is from RefSeq and is a predicted model, not a curated record.
AUGCCAGGUGAUCAAAGCGUUCGUCCUUUAAUCAAUACCAACACCAACCAGCAAAUAUCACCUUCUAACAGCAACCGUCUUUCUUCUAUUUUGAACUUGGGUGGAUGUCAAAGUAAUACCCCAGUUAAUCGAAAUCCCAGCCCACAUCUCACCGCUCCCGUCACUUCUACUUCAGGGUCUCAAGAUCUCAAAAAAAGACAGCGCGCUUCAUCAUUAACUUUUGGUUUGCUUCAAUCAGUAACCAACUCAAUAAGAAACACAGUAUUGUCGGAUAAUUCCAAAAGUACUGAAAACGUUACUAGCAACAUGAAUGGCAACCUAUCACCUAAUAAUGCGGAACUCUCCGAACCAAUAAUGAUUGGUCUGAACAGCGAUCUCGAAGUCACUGACAACCAAGUAAGCUCGAUACCGAGUCCUGAUUUAAGAUCCACUGGUAGUGAUUUGCAUCUCCAUGUUGAAGAAAGAGAUGCUGAUCUCGGAUCGGACAGUGACCUAGGAGACUUGUCGCCACCAAUGAUUCCUCCAAGUAGCAUUGACGGAGUUAUCACUUCUCAGGCACAUCAAACACACGACCAUAAUAAUAAUUAUGGUGAAGUUCCAAAAAGAAAUAAGAAUGGUACAUACUCUAUCAGAUUGACGCCUUACGUUGAUUCUGCCUCUGCUUCGGCAGCGUUAUACUUUGGUCCAGUAGUGCGAAGAUUAAAGCCAGGAAAGACCAUUGCCAUUGGGAGAUAUACCGAAAAAAAUAAAGAGGCAUUGACAGCCCUGCCAAACUCCUCGAGUCCAGUGGUUUUCAAAUCAAAGGUGGUUAGUAGAACACAUGCAGAAAUUGGGGUUGAUGAAGAAGGAAAUUGGUAUAUUAAAGAUUUGAAAUCAUCGUCAGGAACUUUUCUCAACCAUAGAAGAUUAUCAUUGGCUAAUCAAGAAUCUGACAAGACAUUAUUCAGGGAAGGUGAUUUGCUUCAAUUGGGGAUGGAUUUCCGUGGAGGUACUGAAGAGAUUUACCGUUGCGUGAAAAUGAGAAUCGAGUUGAAUAAAUCUUGGAUCAGAAGAACUAAGGCAUUUAGUAAGGAAGCCCAUGAAAGAAUCAAGCAUUUGAAUCCUGACAAGAGUGGUGAGGAACAGAUACAGUGCGUGAUUUGCUUGGAUGAUAUCAACCCAUGCCAAGCGGUGUUUGUGAGUCCUUGCUCGCAUUCGUACCAUUACAAAUGUAUCAGAAGAGUGAUUGUGAAAACCUAUCCUCAGUUUUUAUGUCCUACAUGUCGGGCAUUGAGUGACUUGGAAGCCGAUGAUGAUGAUGAUAGUGAGGAAGAUGAAACCGCUGAGGAAGAUGUGACUAAUUGA